AUGACAAUUAAAACAGAUGAAUAUUUUAAAAUAUUUUACGAAGGUAUUUGUGCUGAAGCGAGAAUUUUAACUAAAGAAUCUUUCUUGUCACGUCCUCGAAAACCACCUGCAAGAUGUGCCGAUUGUUUACCAACACUUCACGAGACAGAUUUUGGCUUUUAUCAUCAUCAAUAUUUUGAAGUUAUCAACCAAGUUAUAGACUUCGUUGAUUCACGUUUUAAACAAUCAGCAUUUCCCAUUGUUAUGCAAAGUAGAGCAGUUCAUUCUGUCAGCAGCUAA
Molecule: messenger RNA, 279 nt
Organism: Adineta ricciae
Lineage: Eukaryota; Metazoa; Rotifera; Eurotatoria; Adinetida; Adinetidae
Source: the annotation of a GenBank genome assembly